AUGAUCCUUGACGAAGGUCUGUCUGCAGAUGGUGGUGCCAAGCGACAAGAACAUCUGUCCCGGUUCUCCAUGCCAGAUCUAAGCAAAGAUUCAGGAAUGAACGUCUCAGAGAAGAUGAGUAACAUGGGAACCCUCAAUUCUUCUGUACAGUUUAGAAGUGCCGAAUCUGUCCGCAGCCUAAUUUCUGUUCAGCAGUACCAAGAUGUAGAUGCCAACCUACACAAUCUUGCCAAUCCCAUUGGAUACAGGGAGACCUCAUCACAUGGAAGGAUGCACCAGAGCUUUGAUUAUGAAGGCGGGAUGGCAAGUAACAAAUUGGCUGGACCAGACAAUAUCAGACAUCCCCCGAUGAGCGAACGCACACCCAGACGAACUAACAUCCGAGAUGAUGAUCGGCGUUAUCGCCCCCACAGGCCCCGACGGUCCAGGCGUUCCCGUUCAGAUAAUGCUCUUCAUCUCACUAGUGAACAAAACUAUAAGUUGAAAGAGAGGCCCUCCCUACGAGCCAGAGAGGACUAUGACCAGUUUUUGCAGCAAAGAAGCUGCCGGGAAACCAUGGAGCAGAACACCCGGAGGAACCUGUAUGGCCAGUGUCCCAGGACUGUCUCAGACCUGGCCUUGCAAAAUCAUUUUGGCGAGAGAUGGGGACCCUACUUUGCCGAAUACGACUGGUGUUCCACGUGCUCCUCCUCCUCCGAAUCUGACAAUGAAGGCUACUUCCUGGGAGAACCAAUUCCUCAACCAAGCCGACUCCAGUACGUCACCAAUGAAGAUCUUCUUCACAAAUACGGCUCGUACAGCAUGCCUAAGUCUUCUACACUGGGUGGUCGAGGACAGUUACACAGCCGAAAAAGGCAAAAGAGCAAAAACUGUGUCAUAGCAUAGCCGCAUAGCCCAAGCACAGUGUUAGAGAAUGUAAUUAUUUCAUCAACUUGCACUGCUGUAGGUUUUCAAGCGCUUUGUAUUGUAACAAAACAAUCCAGGCAAAA
Molecule: messenger RNA, 989 nt
Organism: Protobothrops mucrosquamatus (brown spotted pit viper)
Lineage: Eukaryota; Metazoa; Chordata; Lepidosauria; Squamata; Viperidae
Gene: PRICKLE2
Product: prickle planar cell polarity protein 2
Exons: 2
Coding region: 1-885 (294 amino acids)
Source: RefSeq, a predicted model, not a curated record